Messenger RNA from Neopelma chrysocephalum (saffron-crested tyrant-manakin), 1669 nucleotides. RefSeq names its product keratin, type I cytoskeletal 14. The record is from RefSeq and is a predicted model, not a curated record. The transcript is spliced from 8 exons. Gene Ontology annotation, molecular function: structural molecule activity. Bases 83 to 1489 code for a protein of 468 amino acids. Gene Ontology annotation, cellular component: keratin filament. NCBI's taxonomy places the organism in Eukaryota, Metazoa, Chordata, Aves, Passeriformes, Pipridae.
CUAUAAAGGGCCCCGAGGCAGGGGAAGGAGCACUCACUGCUGAGCUGCAGAACUGCCUCUCUCUCCACCUCCAGCCUCCACCAUGAGCACCACUGUCCGGCAAUACUCCUCCUCCACCUCCCUCAAGGGAUUUGGGAGCCUGGGGGGAGGCUCCAGCAGGCUUUCCUCCGUGCGUGUCGGGGGGGGAGGCUACAGGGCCCCCAGCGUGCACGGGGGCUCUGGCAGCUACUCCGUCUCUUCCCGCGUCGUCUCGGGGCUCGGAAGUGGCUUUGGGGGCAGCUACUGCAGCAGCGUAGGAGGGGCCCUCGGUGGGGGCUUUGGGGGCAGCUAUGGGGCCGGCUUUGGGGCCGGCUUUGGGUCCGGCUUUGGAGGGGGCUUUGGAGGCGGCGAUGGCAUCCUGCCGGCGGGGGAGAAGGAGACGAUGCAGAACCUCAACGACCGCCUGGCCGCCUACCUGGACAAGGUGCGAGCCCUGGAGGAGGCCAACACCGACCUGGAGGUCAAGAUCAGGGAGUGGUACAAGAAGCAGGCCCCUGGUCCUGACCGGGACUACAGCCCCUACUACAGGACCAUCGAGGAGCUCCGGAACAAGAUUCUUUCUGCGACUGUUGAAAAUGCCAACAUCGUCCUGCAGAUCGACAACGCCAGGCUGGCAGCAGACGACUUCCGAACCAAGUUUGAGUCGGAGCAGGCCCUGCGCCUGAGCGUGGAGGCCGAUAUCAACGGGCUGCGCCGCGUCCUGGACGAGCUGACCCUGUCCAGAGCCGACCUGGAGAUGCAGAUUGAGAACCUGAAGGAGGAACUGGCUUAUCUGAAGAAGAAUCACGAGGAGGAAAUGAGUGCCCUGCGUGGGCAGGUGGGUGGGGAGAUCAGCGUGGAGAUGGACGCUGCCCCUGGAAUCGACCUGACCAAGAUCCUGGCGGAGAUGCGGGAGCAGUACGAGAGCCUGGCGGAGAAGAACCGCAGGGACGCCGAGCAGUGGUUCUUCAGCAAGACGGAAGAGCUGAACCGGGAGGUGGCCAUCAACACGGAGCAGCUGCAGAGCGGCAAGACGGAGAUCACGGAGCUGCGGCGCACGAUCCAGAGCCUGGAGAUCGACCUGCAGUCCCAGCUCAGCACGAAAGCGGCGCUGGAGGGCACCCUGGCCGACACGGAAGCGCGCUACGGCACCCAGCUGGCCCAGCUGCAGGCGCUGAUCACCAGCGUGGAGGAGCAGCUGGCCGAGCUGCGCUGCGACAUGGAGCGCCAGAACCACGAGUACAGGGUCCUGCUGGACGUCAAGUGCCGCCUGGAGCAGGAGAUCGCCACGUACCGCCGGCUCCUGGAGGGAGAGGACGCCCACAUCUCCUCCCAGUACUCCUCCGCCAUAUCCCCACACUCUGGCAGAGAUGUGGUGACAUCGUCCCGCCAGGUCCGCACGAUCGUGGAGGAGGUGCAGGAUGGGAAGGUGGUCUCCUCCCGGGAGCAGGUUGCGCUCACCACUCGCUAGGAGGGUCAGUAGGACCCUCGAUCCCAGGCUCAGGAGAGCAGUGAGCUGAGCCAAGCACUGCCUGAGGCCCUGGGUUGUGUCCCAGAAAGCUUCCUCCACCUCCUCCUCCUGCCUGUAUUACCCUCAUUCCAUGCAGGUGCCUCUGGACACACUUAAUAAAGCUUUUUCUCCUCGCUCGUG